GACAUGCUGUCCACCCUGACAGCAGACCAGCUGUGCCACAUGGAGGGGACCAUCAUCCUGCACAUCACCUUCGCCAUCAAGCAGGACCAGGACCUCGGCAGGGAGCUGGUCAAGUUUCUCAAGGCCGGUCAGCAGGGGUCUCUCACCAAGAUCCUCUCCCCCUUCAACGUGGCGCUGGCGCUGUCUGUGGCACGGAUCCAGAGGUUUGAGGAACCUAUCUUUGAGUUCCUGAAGAGUGCCAUCAGCCGCAGCUUCAAGGACGAACAGAUCAGGCAGGGGUCAAAAUGGGUCACAGAAAUGGUUCCCGAGUCCAGUAACGUGACGGAGUCUUUGCUGGAGACUGUGAAAAACAGCUCCUACGGUUGGGACCACGUGACACAAGGCCUGGUACAGCUGGGCUUCACUCUCAUGGACUCCUUCGGCCCGAAGCUGGGACCGGCUGGAAGGGGGGCAGAAUCACCCGGAGGGGCACCAAAGUCUCCCAACCAGCUGGCCUGCAGGCUGGGGGCACAGAUACUGGUCAACACGUUCAAGGUUCAUGAGAUGGUACGAUCCGACAUUCUGGAGCAAAUCCUGAACCGCGUCGUUACCAAGGCAACCAGUCCUGUCGCCCACUACAUCGAGCUUCUGUCCAACACGGUCAGCACAGUACCACAAACUCUGCUGGAAUGUCUGCCCAAAGUACGCGACUCCUUCGACUACCUGGCCUACCUACCUGCCGCAUGUGCCGAGGGCCUGCUCAAAGCCGUACAGCCGCUGCUGAAGCUGAGCAUGCCCCUGAAGGACACCCUGAUGCUGGUGCUGAGGAAGGCCAUGUUCUCGCGACAGGCCGACGCCCGCAAGGUGGCCGUGACGGGGUUUCUCAUGAUCCUGCGCCACUUCAGGGUGCUGGGCGGCCUCCCCUCCAGCCAGUCCUGCAGCCAGUCAUUAAGCUUCUCAUUCAGCCAGGUGCAGGUGGACAUCCACACCCCUCCCAGCAGUGCAGGCAACGAGGCUCUGUGUCUGGAGAUCCUGGGAAACCUGCGGAGAUGUCUCACUCAGCAAGCUGACGUUAGGCUCCUUUUGUACGAGGGCAUGUACGAUGUCCUGAGCAGGAACCCCCACCUGGGUCCCCCCAUCCUGGAGACGCUCCUGUCACAGUUCAGGCGGUACUACGAGGAGGAAGAUGAUGUGACGCCUCCCCUCCAGCUGGACCCCUGCAUCACAGCACAGGGCGACCAGGUCUUCCUGAUGGAGCCUCUGGGUCACCUGCUGUGCGCCAUGGUGCAGUGCCUGUUGAAGUGCCAGCAGCUGGCCAGCGAAUCAGAGGAGUCGGAGGAUGAUGAGUCGCUGGCGGCCGUCCAAUCAGAGCUGGGCGCAGUCCUGGGGUCUCUGACACGCAGGAUGAUCAAGUGCGAGAUGGAGGACUUUGAACUGGACAAGUCAGCAGACUUCUCCAUGAGCAGCGGGGUCGGUGUGAAGAACAACAUCUUCGGUAUCCUGGUCCUGGGGCUGUACGAGGUUCUGAUGGAGAACACAUGCAUGGCCGGCGACUUCGGCAAGGAGUCUUGUGAGCAGCUCCUCCAGCUGUUCCUGAACUACAACAAGCUGGCAGAAACCAUGAAGGAGAAGACAGCCAAGGGCAAGUCAGGAGGGGCCAAGGUCGCGCGCAGUCUUCUCACCAUCAGGUGUACCACAAGGAUCCUUCAGGGACUCUUCAGUGAUGACGUCCCCCAGCACCAGGAAGGGCUGUCCGUGCUGCGGGAGAACCUGGACCUGGUUCGCUACAUCGUCAGUGUGGCGCAGCAGAAAAUCCAGCAGGUCUGCGACAAGGGACACACAGACGGCAGCGAGGGAAGCAACAGGGACAAACUGUACAAGUACUGCUGCACCAUGGCCAGAGUUCUCCUGCGGAAGUUCAGCAGUGACCUGCAGACACGUGGAGAGGAGGGAAGGAGGAGCAAGGGAAAGGCGAUCAGUGCGCUGUGUCUGGAGGGUUUCUGCACCAUCGUGAACAUCGUCUGCAGCAGGUAUCCUGACCAGGUGGCAGCCUUCCUCACACAGAUAGAACCAGGAGGAGGUGAUGAUGAUAAUGAUGAAGCAGCCACCAACAUGGACGACCAGGAGAGAGUCAACUUCCACAUCAAGAGGUUCCAGCGUAUGGUGGUGAACAUCGUGACGUCCUCAGAUGACGACGUCAGCCCUCGGGACGCUGUCCAGCUUGUUAACGUCAUCUCGCUGCUGUCACGACACCUGCCACCGGACAGCGACCACCUGGUACAGCUGCACGCCUGGGUCAACCGGCUGUGCACAGAGCAGAACGUCGAUGACAGCGCGAUGACCAAAGCCCUGCUGUCCCUGCUGUUCAGUCUGACAGCACAGACCUGCACCAGCCUGACUGUCCUGAGAGACCUGGCACAGGACGUGCACAGUCAGAUGGGUGACAUCGACCAGGAUGUGGAAGUUGAGGACCAAACCCAGUUUGCUGUAGUAAACCCACGCACAGCGACCCCCGUGCUGACCCUGGUGCUGGGGCAAGCGGACCGCGUGCUGGAGGAGGUCGACUGGGUCAUCGGCAAGAUGAAGGCGGAACUGUCAGGCAGCAGCCCUACAGCUGACGAUGCCCCAUCCCAAGGCCCUACCCAGCGUGAGGGACAUGAGAAGUCUGUGUGUGUGCGGCUGGGCACGCUGGUGACGGCGUUCCAUGAGCUGGUGCAGUCUGCCAUCCCCAUGGGAGCCUGCGUGGAGGCUCUGCUCAAAUCUCUCGUCAAGCUCUACAACAACCUCACACUGCUGGCCAAAUAUUACCUUGCAAUGUAUACCCAGCGAGCAGGUCACUUGUCCCCCAGGUUUGAGAAGCUGGUGAAGCUGUCGGGAACACACCUGUCCCAGCAGGCCUACGCUCUCAUCACGUACAUACAGGCUGCCCAGAAUGAAAAGCUGGCCCAGCGGGACCAACAGAAGGGGAAAGGAGGGAAGAAAAGGGACAAGACGUCGUCAGAUGCAGUAGGACAGGCCAGGAAGGCGCAGGUUCUUCGUGAGACGAAGUCGAUCCCCGUCCUGGUGUUCCACAUCGAGCAGUACGAGCGCUUCCUCAUCCAGCUCACCAAGAAGUCAAAGGUGAACCUGAUGGAGCACAUGAAGAUGAGCACGUCGCGAGAUUUCCGCAUCAACACGGCGGCCGUGCAGAUAGCACUGCAGGAGGAACAGGAGUCAAGCUCAGAGGAGGAGAAGGAGGGGUCAGAUGAGGACAGUGAUGGCCAGGAACAGGAGAACCAGCACCCCCCAGCAAAGAAGGCGAAAACUGCAGCAGGGAAACUGUCCAAGGGGAAGGGGGGCAGAGCCAAGAAAGGACUGGCAGAAAACAAUGAAUAAUCACAGACAACAAUUGUGUUGAAGGACCAGACUUCCUUUUGCAGUUCAGCUUUAUGACUCACCAUCUUAUUACAACUGUUGCGACUGGCAGAAACCAAUGAUUAAUCACAGACAUGCCUGUAGCCAGGAUUUUGAAUAGGGUGGUUCUUCCGACUGCUUGAGGCGACCAGCGAGCGCUGUAGGCGCGAGGUUCCUUGGGGGUCCGGGGGCAUGCUCCCCGGAAAAUUUUGAAAAAUAAACCUUCG
This is a messenger RNA of Branchiostoma belcheri (Belcher's lancelet), 3599 nucleotides long. RefSeq names its product Fanconi anemia group I protein-like. The coding region runs from base 4 to 3354 and encodes 1116 amino acids. NCBI's taxonomy places the organism in Eukaryota, Metazoa, Chordata, Leptocardii, Amphioxiformes, Branchiostomatidae. The record is from RefSeq and is a predicted model, not a curated record. The transcript has 26 exons. Gene Ontology annotation, biological process: DNA repair. Gene Ontology annotation, molecular function: DNA polymerase binding.